UGGGGAGUGGCGCCAAGAUGGCGUAGUGAUAAGGCGUUUUUCUUGAGUGGAGGUACGGCAACGUGUUUUCUUGCAAAAAUUAUGUAUGUAGUGCAUAUUUUCCCCCAAUUAUAAAUUGAAUAAUUUAUGGAUUCGUUACAAUAACAUAGAAAGACGAUUUGAACAUACAAAACAGAACUUUAUCGCUGUCGUCGAACAAUUCUGAAAAAUUAGCUUGCAAAAGGUCUGCUAGCAAAAUGUCGGUCAAAAAGCAGAUGUCUGCGCUGGAAGGGAUGGAAGUGGACCACACUAAAGAAAAGCGAAAAAUUGAGGAAACUCAUUCAUACGCCUGUAAAGUUGGAGGAAGAUGUGAAUCUUCUCCUAGUACACCAAGUAAGACCCCUGCACCGAAAAAAACAAAAAAUGUCGACCCAGCCGCGGCUUCAGAGCCAAGCUUAAUGGAAGUCCAGAACAACAUUAUUCAGAUUCUUUCAGAAAAAAUCAAUAACCGAGCUGACCACCUGGAAAUAAUGAUAAAGAACAACUCCAAAGAAAUUGAGAGCAUCUGCGAAAGUUUAAACUCGAUUCAUUCUGAUGUUAUGGGUCUGAAAAAUGAAAAUGAAAGUCUGAAAAAAGAAAAUAUGGAAAUGAAGAAAAAAGCUGCAGAACUGGAACAGCGGAUGAACGACCAGGAACGAUACAGCCGUAGGUGGUGCCUGCGACUUCAUGGGGUGGCUGAAAACUCCUCGGAAAAGGUGAAGGAGAGAGUGAAGGAGAUCUGCAGAGCUGUGGUCCCAGAGGAGCAGAGGAACGAAGUGACGGCGGCGGUGGACAUCGUACACCGACUCGGCCGACUCAGAGCCGCGGAGGAUCAGCGGGGGAAUCCACGGCCGAUCAUCAUCAGAUUUAUUUCAAGAACGGCGAGGGAUCUCAUUUGGAAACACGCCAGGCAGAGUCCCUUUCUGCAAACUCGAGGCUUACACUUCAAGGAGGAUCUCACAGCCGCAGACAAGGAAGCAAGGAGUCGAUUGUGGCCCGCGGUGGACCAAGCCAGAAAAGAAGGCAAAGCCGCUUAUUUCAGCGGGGCAAGAGCGUUCAUCGAUGGCAGAGAAAUACGUCCAACUUAGAUGUAGUCUAUAACAGGUGUGUUUGCUGAUACAGUUACAGUGGAGUCAGUGUCAGUGACGGAGGGAGAUUCAGUCACUCUAGACUCUGGUCUUACUGACAUAAUGGACGAAGAUCUGAUU
Molecule: messenger RNA, 1226 nt
Organism: Carassius gibelio (silver crucian carp)
Lineage: Eukaryota; Metazoa; Chordata; Actinopteri; Cypriniformes; Cyprinidae
Exons: 2
Coding region: 237-1106 (289 amino acids)
Biological process (GO): retrotransposition
Cellular component (GO): ribonucleoprotein complex
Molecular function (GO): single-stranded RNA binding
Source: RefSeq, a predicted model, not a curated record